AUGCCACCUGGUGGGGCUGGAAAUAAUCAGGGUGCGUCGUCGACGAGAGGUCAAGUCUAUCAUCAUGGGCUGCCACCGCCUCCUACCUCUCAUCAUCAUCAGCAUCAUCCUCAUCAUCAGUAUGCUGGGCAGACAGCGGCGCAUCAGUUUUCAUAUCAUCACCCACACCACUUGCAACAGCAGUAUCAAAGGGGAAAGACGGCGUCUGCCGCCAAUACACACCAUCCACAUCCAGCACAUCCCCAUCCACCUCACCAUGGUCAUGGCCACACACCACACACACAGUCUGAGCUCUUGCACUGGUGGCCACCACCAUCAUCCGCACCAGUACCUCCCUCAAUGACUAUAUCACAAGCAGCUGCAGCAUCAGCAUCUUCAUCAACAUCGGCCGCAUCAGCCGCUUCACAAUCAUCUUCAGCAUCUGCAACGACAACAACUACAAAAACAAAGAGAGGCGAUGUUUUAUUUUAAAUUGAUUGUAAGUUUAUUACAUUAUUAUUUUCUCUUCCGUUUAAUUUUUCUCUGUAUUUAAAAAUUAGUUUAAUUUAGCUUUAAGCGCAAAAAAGGACGACUACGCAAAGAAGGACAAAAAAAGAAACCCUAAAAAGAUAUUUUCUUUGUUUCUGUGGCGAAACAAGUAUAAAAUGUAUAAUAGGAAAAUAUCUUCGAGGUUUCAAACAUAUUUAUUAUAUCUGUUAUAAGAGAAAUUAAUUACAUGAAACUAUUUGAAUGAAAUUGAUUAGUUAAUAUGUUUUUAAGAAAAACUCUUGGGCUAGUGAACUAAAAUAGUGGUUUAUUAAACUGAAAGUUUUUGUAAUACGUUUAUAUCCAAUUAAAACAAAAUUGUUCAUCCUUGCUGGAUGAUUACUUUAUUAAUCCGUUUUUUAAAUUGUUUAAAUACUCUAGAACGUCAAAAAUUGAUUUUAGCUGACUUUGCUAAUAUAGCAAAUAAUAAUGCUGUAUUUUUUUUAAACUAAAAUAUUUGUUUUAAAUUGUUCUUCGUCAUUUAAAAAACAAAUGCUUAAAAUUUAAGUUUCAUAUUUUGGAUCAAAAAAUUAAAUGUUGAAAAUAAAAAAAAAAUGAUUGUAAAUGAGGUUUUAAAAUUCUAACGGUUGUAUCUAUUAUGAGCUAGCGUAUGGGCUGAAUUGAAAUUGUCGUAUUUCGAAAAAAUUUGAUUUUAGGUCAUACAUUUUUUCUAAUAUUUAAUUUUAGAUUGCUUCUUUGGAUUGCUAAUUUACGAUUAUGAGAUUUUAAUGCAAAGAUGUCUUGGACAAUUUUGACACUUACAAAAGGGUUAAAAAUAUCCUAGAAAUUUUAAAAUACAUAAUCGUAAAUUAGCAAUAGGAAGGGAAGCAAUCUGAAAUUAAUUAUUAGAAAAUUUGGACAAGAAAUUUUUUUAAGAAAUAAUUUUAACAAAUUUGUGAUUUCAAAUCGGUCUCCACGUUAUUAUAAUCAAAAAAUUAUUUAUUUUUUUAAAAAUUUGUUUAAAUUUUGUUUUUGAAAAUUUGAAUUUUAUAUCCGAUUUUGCGUAAAUUAGCAAUACAAGGAAGAAAUAGAAAAUUUGCCAAGAAAUAUUUUUAAAGAAAUAAUUUUGCUCAUAUUUUCAGCAUUGGAUUUUUAAAUGACGAAAAACUAUUUUAGACCUUAGGAGCAUUAUAGACCAUCGAGAUACAUAUGUAUCUGUAUUUUUGAUUUUUUGCUCUCAACUUCGGGGCAGGUAAUUAAUUUUAGAAUUUCUUGUUAAAUAAAUAUUUUAUUGUUAAAUUUCCUGUACGCCAAAGUUAGAGAAAAAAUCAAAAAUUCUUAUAUUAGAGCAUUCCGGUUGGACAACGUUUUGUUUUAAUACGAUCGAUUAAACGAUCAAACAGAAAAUAUGUUGAAUAGAAAAAUUAAACUCAAUAAAUAAUUAUGAAUACGAAAAAUGCCUCAGAUUUUAAGAUCUUUUUUACUAAUAUUGAUAAAUUUCUUAGAUUUUGACACAUUUUUUCAAAAAGAAAUAUAGUAAGUCUUCCAUUCUGACUUUUAUAUGCGAAAUUAGGAUUUGCUUUGUACAUACGAACAAAAUAAAAAAUGUAUAACUCCCAGACUCCCUAACAAAAACCAUCAACUGCUUGUGGCGGAAUAUUACAAAUGCAAAAUUUUAUAGUAAUCUAAAAUCAAUAUCGGAGUUCCGUAUUAAUUGUGAAUUGUGUAGCCCCAUUGCAAAUCCAAAAUGUUGAUAUUUAAUUGCUGUAUAAUUUUGCAUUUGCAAUAGAACAUGACUGUUCGCAUUUAAUACUAAACUCCGUUAUUAUACAAACAAAUAGGUAAAUAAUUUUGCAUUUUGUGUUUGGCAAUUUCUUCAUAUUAUUUCAAUAAAUUAUUCCAACAAAAUUUCAUAUUAUUCUUCAUAAUUUCACUUGAAUAGUUUCAUAUAUAUUUUUUUCUUAUAGCAAAUAUGCACGCACGUAUGAACAUAAAAUAUCCUUUACAAAUAUACAUAAUAAAUUUCAAACCACAUGAUAUACAGACAAAAAACAAAAAACUUGAAUAUAAUAUAAAUUCAUUAAACAAAAAUUACUACUACUGCAACUACUACUACGUACUAUACAACUACUUUUAUUAUGCAUAAUGCUUUAGAUGUUUAAGUGAAAUAAAAUUAGUAAUUAUAAUUAAAAUAGAAGGAAAAAACUACAACAAAAAAAAUAAAAAAUAAAAUAAUUUAAGUUUAAGUGUAACACAGUAAUGGUAAAAAGUUAUUAUACAAAAAAAUAUUGUUUAUUAUAAUAAUAUAAUUAAUAUUGUUUAUUAUGUAUAAUGUUUUCUUUAUUACGUUCAAAGAAUAAUUCAAAUAAUUUUAUUUAUAUUAAACAAAACAAAAGAUUUUGAUUCGAUAGUAUAUGCUAUUUGAAAUUGUUUUAUUUCUUUUCAUAAAUUUAAAAAAUUUAUAAAUAUUAAUGAACAAAUUUUAUUGUAGAUUAUAGUGCUUUAUACAUAUAUAUAUAUAUUUUCUUUGAAGAAAUAAACAUAUACCCAUACACACAUUAAGCCAGUUUUUU
This is a messenger RNA of Calliphora vicina (urban bluebottle blowfly), 3038 nucleotides long. RefSeq lists its product as uncharacterized. Lineage: Eukaryota; Metazoa; Arthropoda; Insecta; Diptera; Calliphoridae. The coding region runs from base 1 to 471 and encodes 156 amino acids. The transcript has a single exon. The record is from RefSeq and is a predicted model, not a curated record.